Molecule: messenger RNA, 3654 nt
Organism: Lachancea fermentati
Lineage: Eukaryota; Fungi; Ascomycota; Saccharomycetes; Saccharomycetales; Saccharomycetaceae
Source: the annotation of a GenBank genome assembly
AUGAUACGUUGGGCCUUGCAACGAGUUGUCAGGGAACAAAACCACUGCAAGAUGACUAAAUGGGCGACAAGAUAUCCGACCAUGUCCAUAGUACUUCCAGCAUUGCUAUUCUUCAUACUAUCUUAUCCAUUUCUAUCAGGCAAUAGUAGCGGUACACAUUCCUCAAACCUUUACAUGAGUAAGAUCGAUUUUGAGCUUUUACCUUCGGAUACACCUACGGACUUAUCGCUGAUCCAGAUAUUGAUUAAAUUGGACGAUGGAGGGGAUGUUCUCAAGAAGGGUACUCUAUUAGAGUCCCUUGCAUUCCAAAAUCGCUUACUAGAAAACUUAACUGGGUCAACUAACAUCGCUUCCAUUCAGUCACCUUUCGAAAUUUGGAACAAUUCUCUUCCGACUCUUCAAAUGGACGAUUCGCCCCUCAAAUCAAUAAAUCUUCAAUUGAGACACCUUCCAAAAUACCUUUUACGACGGGUUAUGAAAGUUAAUGGUUACGUCACUUCGGCAGAAGGUUUAACGAUUUCUUUGUUAGUUAAAGAUCAAGACAGAGGGGGCUUUCAAAUGAUACUAGAUAAUAAUAUCGCUACAAUGAAUUCGAUCUCAAAUAUAACGAAUUUCCAUAUAUUGCCCUCCCUUGUUGAGCCUGCGAAUAUCUCCGAGAAGGAAGUAUUGAAAUUCACAUUGAUGCAUCUUACCUGGUGGGAUGUUUCGCUAUUUAUUGUUGCGUAUCUUCUAAUGUUCGCAUGUUUUUUCUGGAAUUUUGCUAGUAUUCCCACGGUAAAAUCUAAGGUUGGGAUCUCUAUUGCAGCUGUAUUCGAAAUCCUGUUGAGUCUUGGAUCGUCUUUGACAUUGACAAAUUUAGUAUUCAAAACUUCCAGCGAAAUCGUGCCUGGUUUCUUGAUGUAUUUACCAGUAUUAAUCAUUUCAUUCGGAGGAAUCAGGCAGCUUUUGGAACAUACCGCUGGAUCGAGCGUCGCUGAUUUGAACAGCUCGAGUGACACGCAAGAAACAAACCGGGUGGAAGAUUAUGCGGAACCGAAACAAAGAAGUUUCAUAUUUGCUUCAGCAGAGUGCAACGUUUCAUUUUUUUAUACAACCAUUUUGAGUGUGCUAAUUGUGGCCUUUGUCAUCCCUUUCAAUAGAAAAGUCAGCUUUUUUAUUGCCUGUUCGCUAAGUGUCAAUUGGAUUCUUCAAACAUUUUAUUUUACAGCUAUUAUUAGUUUGGACUACCGACGUUUGAGCAGCAAUGAUGUUCUGUUUAUGACUGACAACGACAGAAAGUACAAAGUUUCUUUAGAUGAUAAAGUUGCCAGUAAAGAUGUGAGUCGCGUUCUGAUUUCUGAGAACCUUGAGAGAAUCACGAACGUGAUAGCGGCAUAUUCACCAUUGCUCAUCCUCACUUAUUUCUUAUACUUAACUCAAAGGUUUUACCCUGUGCGCUCUUCAUCUUCAUUAAUCCACAAGGUCUUUCAUGGAAAAUUUAAUAGCCUCUCUUAUUUUGCCAAAGGGCAAUCAUCAAUUCUAGCUGAUCAGAAAUCUAUCGCAAGCCUGAUAAUGAAUAUUUAUGGUAGUGGGUCUUAUUUUUUGAAUUUGGCACCUUAUGACCAAAUUCAUGUUGUGAAGCAAAAUUACCCUUGCUCUUCUAACCUGAUAAGUGAUACAAGGGACUUAUUUUAUUCAUCAAUCGUUUCAUCGUAUAAAUUCGACUUUUACUAUUUCUUUGAGUUUGUGGUGCUAAUAAUACUGUUAGUGGCAUCUGCUUUGUUAUUAUUACAGUUACUACUACAAAAUGUGGAUAAUGAAGACAAUCGUGCGCAAAAUGGGGUUAGGAAAUCUCAACACCGCGAUAACUAUAAUCAAGAGGGACCAGUUACGAGUAGUAAGGAGGAUGAUACAGCAGCUUUCCAUAUAAAAGAACUAUCAGCAGGAGGGCAUACUCUGGAUAUCAUUAAAAUUUCGACGUCGCAAUCGCCAUUCAUUUUAUCUGUUGGCUUGGAUCGUAAAGUUCUUGUGUGGUCGCCUUUGUCGAAACCUGUUCCACCCCCGACAGAAAUACCACUUGCCCGAAAAUAUUGGCCAAUUGCAGAAGUGGUCAUUAGUAAUGAUGGAAACUACACGGCGUUCUUUAGUCAGUCUGGAAAGGUUACGUGCUGGUCAAGGAAGAGAAUGGAGUUCAUUUGGUCACACGUUUUAGAUAAUGUGAAUAAUGUUCCCGUUGAAUGUUUUUUUCGCAAGAGGACUGUACCAGCGUUUAUGAAAAGAAGGACUGAGAAUGUGGGGUCAGAGCUGAAUAGAAAGCUCAAUGGCUCGCUUGAUCGCCCUCUUUCGAGAAGCAGGCGUGAUAGUAAUGUCUCUAUAGCGUCGAUUAGGUCCACGACAUCUAUUUCAACCGUCAAAAAUGGACCUGUAGAUGCGCUAUAUGAGAAUACGACAUUAGCAACGUCUGGUGAAGACGAUCUCCUCGAAUUUGUGUUUGUUACUAGUGAUGGGCGAAUGAACAUUGUAAACAGCAGAGGUGAACUUAACAACUCAAAGCUUACGACAUCCGAACACCGGUUGAUAUCCUGUAAAAGGCUGAUUACACCCCGAGUUAAUGAUAGGCUUGUUAUUUUUGAUCAAGUUGGGGACAUAUACAUCUCAACGGUCGUUAACAAUAAGUGGAGAUCAAGGAAAUUGAUCGUUCAAAGAAAUCGCUUCAAUAAAGGAAAAAUGCUGAUGACACCGGCUGCACUUAGUCGUGGUGUUUUCGAAAAUACCGAUGAGAUUGGAACAAAUGUUGAGAAUACGAUUCUUCCCGGCGAGGUUAGUCUUUCAUUGAUACCUUUCGUUGGUAUGAUACUCCUUGCGAAAGGAACCGAAGCAGAACUAAUUGAUGCCCAGACUGGUACCUCGAUCAAGAAAUUCGAACUCGGUGAAUAUAAAUCUGGUUCUCUGAAGGUGUUUCAUGAUCAGCCAACUCAUUGCAGAUUCUGUGGUAGUGCAUCUGUAGCAUCGUUUUCUAUCGCAUAUACUGCUAAGCUUAACUCCACACUGGUGAUGCAUAGUUUUCAAUUAGAGAGUAGAACGAAAACGAGUAUAUGUCUACGUGUGGAGAGAGAUCCUAGGGAGAUUAGAUGUCUCGGAUUUGAGGCCGUUGUCGAAAAGAAGUACUAUUUGCCCAAUGUAGAUGGAUGGAAUUUCACUGAAAACAAUAUGAUCAUUGGAAUAAGACGUAAAGAUGAUAGGAUAGAGUCAAAGGCAGGUUCCUCAUCGAUGAUGCGGAGCUCUUCUGAAGAGUCUGGUGCAACCCUUUCCAAACUGCAAAGUAGAGUGAAAAGUAAGCGAAUGAAUACUUCUAGGUCUGUGGAUUAUAAUAUCCAUAAUAUAUGGGAAGGAUGGACAAUGACCACGGAUGGCAGAAUAUCCUUUCAUAAAAUUCCUACAGGAGUUAACGGUCUUCUUGUAAAUAAGAUUGGUCCCCUUGAAAAGUUUGGUGCGAAAUCUAUUGUUGUCACAUUUGGGAACAUUAUGAAAAUGUUUUAUUUAGGACACGAAGAGCUGAUUUUAAGCCCUGAUGAUGUGAGUUCUAAUGAGGUUGAUACGGGAUUGAAAUUCAUAAAUAGGAGAAGGGACAGGCUGACUAACAAGAAGAUUUCCACCAACUAUAACAAAUUCUAG